Drosophila busckii is the source of this 1663-nucleotide messenger RNA. RefSeq lists its product as uncharacterized. NCBI's taxonomy places the organism in Eukaryota, Metazoa, Arthropoda, Insecta, Diptera, Drosophilidae. Bases 171 to 1643 code for a protein of 490 amino acids. The record is from RefSeq and is a predicted model, not a curated record. The transcript has 7 exons.
UCAAGUCAUUCUCUGACAAAUUUUCGCAGUGAGCAGUGCUCUUGAAAGUAGAAAAUAAAAAAGUGUAAAUUAAAUUCCUCUCUUUGAGUCGUUGUGUCGAGCAUCUUUGGUUUUUCUUUCCCAUUCCUCCCCACCUUCUUACUAACCCACUUAAGCAGAAAUUGUUGAAAAUGGUUCCAGUUACAAAGCCAAACACCAAGGAGGUGCAAUGCCAGCUCUCCACUGGAGAUGAGCAGGAGACUCCGCAGCAGGAGACUUCGCAGCAACAGCAGCAGCAGCCGCCGCCAGAUGUCAUUCUAACCCCAAAGAGCGGUCGGGUGGGCAUUUUCAAUGCAGAGGAUUUUCUCUCCCGUGCCCAGCGCAAUGACAAGAUCAACAACAUCUUGCGCUCUCCAACCAAAGCUGCCAACGGUGUGCGCCAGCGCUCUGUCUACACCAACAACAAUCCAUCGCCACAAUCAUCGUUGCGCCUGCCCAUGUCGCAGGCCUCGCUCUCAUCGCGUAUGAGCAGCAUGUCGCUCAACGGCAGCAGCGCUAGCGUGGGCACCAAUACCUCAGUAUUGGCCAAGGAGUGCUCGAGUCAGACCAACGUUGUUGGCUCCUAUCGUGCCAUGCAACUGGGCAUGCACCAUUCUCCAUCCCAGCCGUUGCUUAGCGCUUCUUCUGAUAUGGACUCGCCUCACAUUAUUCGGGGAGGAAAAUCGCUCACUGCUCGCUAUCCGGGCACCUAUGGGUUUGAGAAUGCUGGCGCCUAUAUGCCACCUCAGUCAUCAAUUCACCAUUCGCAGCAGUUUCCAUCGCCGAUGCCGCCACCACCUCAUGCCUUGGGUAGAGUCAGCUCGCGCACUUUUGAAUUUGAGAACAGCCCUCCACCACCGCCGCCCUGCCCCGGCUCAGGGCCCAUUGCCAUGUCGAAUGGCACCAUACAGCUGCGCCUACGCGAUGGUGUUCGCAUUGAUAUGACUUUAGACAAGGCAGUGCGUGUGCUGAACCAACGCAGCAUGGUGGCCGUCUCUCUAUCUCGCAAUGGGACCAAUUCAGCUUUGAUUCAUCCAAAUGGGCGCAUAUUGCAAAGCGGCUCCAAGGUGGAAAUUGUUACUUAUGAUGGCAUGAAGGCCAACAAUUUUGUGCGAUACGCCAAGAUGUGGUACAAAGGUGUGAGCUUCACAAGCGAGUCUUGCGCUUUGAUUUAUCUGGUAGACACUGCGGGCACACGCACCACAACCGACACAUUCACUGAUCUGACCAAGGACUACACUUUGGCUGUGUUUUAUGAUGACUCGCGUCACGGUCGCUCCUUUGUGCCGGAUGCUCAGGAGGUGAUUGCAAAGUCCACUUAUGCAUGCGCCGACGAUGGCACCGAGACAUAUGACAUCAAUGGCUUCCGCAUCAUACAGGCUGCUGAUGGGCUGGUGAAGGUGACGCGUCAGCAUAACAAGGGCCUCAUUCGCACUAGUCCUGGCAAUGGAUCAGUCACCUUGACUACUCUUGGCAUCCAUUGCACUGCAUCAUUGGGCAAAACAUCGCAUCUGUUCUUGCGUCGCAAUGAGAAGCGCAUGCACUUUGAUGGCUCCAACUUUAUAGUGCGCAAUGCUGGACACUCCGCUGGUUUCAACGAGAACAACCUGCUGAUUGUCUACUAGAUUGGCUCUCCAGCACGACA